Messenger RNA from Camellia sinensis, 1019 nucleotides. The record is from RefSeq and is a predicted model, not a curated record. Lineage: Eukaryota; Viridiplantae; Streptophyta; Magnoliopsida; Ericales; Theaceae.
AUUGAAUGCUUGAAUAACUUGAUAGUCUUGUGAAACCUUAAAAACAGAAGACUUGAACCUCUCUGCAAUUGUUCUUUCUAAAAGAAACCAGUCACACCAUCACCUUCCCAACACCAAUCUUUCGUUAUGGAAUUGUGUGCUUUUUAUUAAUGUGGAUGAGGCAUGCCUGACUCAUCCAACUAAAGUUUAAGAUCCACCAACUUACCUUUCUCCCCCUUAUAAAUACAUUUUCUGAAUCCAUGGCUAGAACCAUCACUCUAAGCAUCCAACAAUCUCAAAAUAUUCUGGGAAUAGAAAGCAAAGCAGAAUCACAUCGGAGCAAUAGCAAUUCAUCAAAUAUGAAGAAACAGCGGCUGGCACAUGUUAUUGGAACCCUGGUCAGCUCACCGGUAGCAUAUCCAGAUGAGAGGGCACCAAAAAGAAUUUUACAGGACCCUUCCACUGCUAGUGCUAGUGCGUAUAAAGUAGAUAGGAUGGAGAAACUUGAAAGAAAAGAAGACAAUCUUGCAAGCAUCCAAGAGCACGUGAAAUUGGGACGCAAGAUCACUGAAACUGUGAAGGGGAAACUGAGUUUGGGGGCUAAAAUUAUUAGAGCAGGCGGCGUGGAGAAGAUUUUCAAGCACAAUUUCAGCAUUAGAGAAGGAGAGAAGUUGCUAAAAGCUUCCCAAUGCUAUUUAUCAACAACAGCUGGUCCUAUAGCAGGCCUCCUCUUCAUCUCCACUGACAAGGUUGCCUUCUUCAGCGACAGAUCCAUCAAAUUGUCUUCUCCAACUGGCAAGUUUAUUAGAAUUCGUUACAAGGUCGUGAUCCCAGUAGUAAAAAUAAAGAGAGCCAAUGAAAGCCAAAAUAUGAAGAGACCGUCACAGAAGUACAUACAAAUAGUUACCGUGGACAAUUUUGAUUUCUGGUUCAUGGGAUUCCUGAAUUAUCGUGGAACUUUCAAAUAUCUUCAACAGGCACUCUCUCAGGCUCAAUACUUAUAACUCGAUCAGAAGUGAUUAAACAGAUGUAUUCCGCCU